Oncorhynchus tshawytscha (Chinook salmon) is the source of this 1276-nucleotide messenger RNA. Its product is annotated as neurexin-3b. The record is from RefSeq and is a predicted model, not a curated record. The coding region runs from base 485 to 1276 and encodes 263 amino acids. The transcript is spliced from 4 exons. NCBI's taxonomy places the organism in Eukaryota, Metazoa, Chordata, Actinopteri, Salmoniformes, Salmonidae.
CUCUGUACGGCCUGAAGCUGGACUAGGAAGUACAGUACUAUGGGACGUGGCUACGGAUCUUGACCCAAAAUGGCCGCUGUGUGUUUUAAUCCUUGCAGUCGCCUCAAAGGAAACAACUCAUUGAUGGGCCUCUGUAUCACUGACAGAACACACUAAGGAUCAGCCUCAUCACACUAAGGAUUGAUUCUCUCAAGGUUAUCCUCCUUAGUAGGAAUACAGAUGUUUCUUCUCCAAUAUCUGCAGCUCAGACUUGGAAUUAAAUGGUCUCCCAUACUUCAGUGAUUUCAAUAUCAGAUCUUUAUCACAGUCUAAAGGAUAUUGCGUCACCUUCCUGACUAGAGCAGGUGGUAUAUACAUUGAAUAGCCUAUAUUCAUCAUUGAACUGAAAACACCUCUUAUGCUAUUCCGAAUCUAAAGGAUUUCUCCCUCUAACCUCUAACCUCAACUGGCAUACCCCUAUAGCUCUACAUAGUGUUUUUCUACAAUGAAUCCCUUUAGUCUCCCUCAGUGUGUCCUUCUGCUUCUCAGUACUCUACUGGGCCUGUGUCAGGGCCUGGAGUUCAGGGGUUCUGAGGGCCAGUGGGCACGGUACCUCCGCUGGGACGCCAGUACCAGAAGUGACCUCACCUUCCAGUUCCAAACAGACACGUCCGACGCCCUGAUCCUCUACUUCGACGACGGCGGCUACUGUGACUUCCUGCUUCUCACCAUAACGGAAGGGAAGCUACAGCUUCGCUUCAGCAUUGAUUGCGCUGAGACCACAGUCACCGCUGACAAAUCGGUCAACGACAGCUGCUGGCACUUUGCGAUGGUCAGCCGACACAACCUCAGAACGGUCUUGGCCCUGGACGGGCAGACCAAGGCGGAGGAUGUUCGACCAGAGCGCCAGUUCAUGAUUGUCGUCAGUGACCUGUUCCUCGGAGGUGUACCCGGAGACAUCAGGACCUCGGCCAUCACCCUGCCGACGGUUAGAGAGCUGCCUCCGUUCAAAGGAGUUAUCAAAGAUCUGAAUUACGGGAACAAGGUUCCCAAGCUGAUCAACAGUCAGAAGGUACGUCUGGAGGAGAUGGGUCUCUGUACAGAGAACCCAUGUGAGAAUGGAGGCUCCUGCUCCGUGGCUGAUGGAGAACCCUACUGCGACUGCUCCAAAACGGGAUAUACAGGAAGGACCUGCAGCCAAGCCGUUCAGAGGAAACCAGGCUUCUCACAUCUGAAGGCAUCUGAGUCAGGACUCUACACUACCUCCUGUAACAUGACUCUUCCCUACCUCCUGUAA